AUGACAGAGGCAGAGCCCCAUCCACACAAAUACAUCAGUAUCCCACCGCAGCUUGCUCCACGAGAUCCGGAUGGCCUGCUGUAUGGUUCUGUAGAUUCCCAGCUUCUGGACGGUCAAGUUGCAAAAUCUACGCCACAAAUUGCAUUAUCGUCAUCCUUUGCAAAUGCUAUUCCAACAUUUAUAUUGCACGAAGAAGACCUUGGGGACCCCAUGAACUUUGUAGAGACUCACAAGGAGGCUGGAAAGCAGUUUGGAGCAAUAAAAGUUGUCGUUCCUAAUGAGUUACGCUCGAAAAUUGGAGCACCAACAACCUUGAGUCCAGACACAAUCGAGUUCAACACCACUCAAUUACGUUGUACCACAAUGAAACAGGAAAUCCAUAAGCGGGUUCAGUUUGUAAACGAUUUGUUUACGUUUUACCGUGGAAAAGAAGCUGAAAAGUCAGAGCCAUCAACAGAGAAACCAAAGCCAGACCAAAUACCAGAACCAUUAAAAGUGCCAGAAAUGCCAGCUGAGCCAGCAAAGGAAACAACAUCGGAGCCACCUGAACAAGCUAAGAAGCCACUGGAUCAAUUGGAACCAUUGGAACCCGUGAAAAUUCUGGAUCCAUUGUCGGAGCAAAUGGGUUCAUCCCAAGAACCAAAACUGGAUUUUUCUGCUCCAGAUUCAAGUCAGUUGGCUUCAGCACAGGAAGUAAAACCGGAAUUUUCGUCCGCAACCCCUGCAUCCACAAAUUUUGCAGUUUCUGAUCUUUUUACAAAACUUCCAACCUUAGUCAACAGACCAAUUGACUUGUAUCUGUUAUACCACUGCGUUAUAAAGAGAGGUGGGUUCCAAAAAGUGGACCUGUGGUCCUCUAUUGGCUUUGAUAUGGGAUACAAACCCGAAGAAAUCACCAAAUGGAAAAAUGAAUUGUCUUCCAUUUAUGAGAAAUAUUUAUUACCCUUUGAAAAGUCCCAUUUCAGCUCCUCCAAUCUGCAUAAAAGAUCUUUUGAAGAAACGCAUUCUUAUCUAGCUGGUUCUAGUAAGACUUUCAAGCGGUUCACCCGCUCAAAAAUUGCCAAAGGUAUACCCUUGAACCUUCCUUCAUACAUAAAAGUCUCGCCUACAACUGAUGAUGAGCAGAAAAAGAUACUCAAAAAUCAACUAAGUGCCUCUUCUCAGGUAAAACAAGCAUUUGGUAGCAUCACUGGAGACUGCGUUGACGACGAGGUUGUUCUAGCUCGUUCCUUCAUUAAGGGACAGCCUCGCAAUCUUCAACAGUUGAUGGUUAAAGACUCCAAGGUUCAGCAAAACAUUAUAAAGAACAACCAGCAGACAUUUCUGGAGUCUCUCGAGAUCUCCUCGCAAGACUUUGAAGCGCUUUUCUGGUCUACCAUAUCCCAGAACUCGUUGGAGCCUCUUGAAAUAGAGGUUGCAAGGCAACUAUCGAGUUUUGUUCACAGCCCAAGAUUUCACAGAUUAACUACUCACACCAACAAUGACUUUACUGAAAAGUCAACUGAAAAGUCCAUGGAAGCAGCCACAAAUCCUUGGAACUUGUACAACAUAGCAUGUGCACCAAAUUCUCUUUUGGGCAUUUUGACAGAUCUCGACAUUACCACUCAGGAUAUCUACCACCCGACCACUAAUGUCAAUAUGACGUUUGGUUUUGAAAACUGGAGAUGCGAGGACCAUUUCCUACAGCUUUGCGACUACCUUCAUUACGGCGCCAGCAAGUUAUGGCACUUUAUACCAGAAUCUGAAAUGGACAAAUUUGAAGAUCUUUUGGAUACAUUGAACCACAAUGAAAAUGUGGAAAUCAGUCUGAAAGAACCAAAGUUGACAGCUGAUGCUUUGGAGGCUAUCUUGGACCCAAUUGCUAGUAUCGCUGAUUCUACUCGUUACGAGCAUAGAUCACCACCGCUUGAAAACUUAAUCAAGAAGCUGCCAAGAAAGAAAAGCCAGAGGAACCAGGAUUACUUAGUUAGUCCCGAGCAACUUAAGAAGCAUAAUAUCAAGUAUUAUACUGCUUUACAAGGUCCUGGGGAGUUCAUUAUCAAGUACCCCAAAGUAUACUCAUGCAAUCUUUCGUCUGGUCUUAAUGUGGGAGCAGAGGUAAAUUUGGCUACUGUUUCUUGGUUGGACUAUGCUUUGGUAGCUGAAAAAUGGCUCUCAUCCCAGCACAUAAUACCUGCUUUUCUGCUGUUCAAAAUGCUCACCAACUUUGCAAAUUUGUACGACAAUGGAAAUGGAAAGGUGAAUUUCGACUCCCACUUUUUCCCCGUCGCCGAAAACCAUCUAAGCAACAGAGUCGAUACUGAGCUUGAAAAUCGUGAGCUCGUGAGGAAAAUGUUGAACCAUCCAAAGGAGAUUGUAGCGGACGAAAGGACGUCAAAUAUCAACAACUGGAUCUCAGACAUCGAUAUGUCUUCUGCGUUUCCUUCAAAGGUAGUCGUUACCGCCGUUGAUCUGUCGUUAGCAUUGACAAUGUCAUUGCAAAAUUUUCUUGAUCUCGGUGAACAGAUCAUGAACAACCCCGAACUCAAGGCCGAAUUACACUUAUACUACACGGAUGAUCGCUUAAAAGCAUUCUGCAGAUCAUUGAGCUCAUAUUCCAUCGAUUACAAUGAGUGGAUGAAUUCUUAUCGAGAAUUUUUCGCCUCGAGUUCAGAGCCGAAUCUCAGAAAUAUCAAGGCAUUGCUCGCAGAAGGUGACAAGAUAAAGGCUGCAAUGAGCUCGUCCAAUUCCACGUUGAGCCAAGAUGGUGAUGCCAAGAAGUAUUUUCAAGCUUUAGAGAACCUCAGAAACUUUGUCAAUCGUGCCAAUGAUAUCGUGGAAGAAUGCCAAAUAAUUCUCAAUGUUAAGCACCAGCAGAGAAUAAGAGGUGGCUCCAAUGAAGACCAGGACUGCGAGGACUACUUAUCUCGGUUGUACCUGGUGUUGAAGUUGCUACCGACUUUGGGGUUUCUGAGUCCGGAAACUGAACAGAUAAUGGAGCUCAAGGUUGAAAUUGAAAACUUUGACCGAGCUGCUCGUCUGCUAAUUUCCAAGCCUAGGGCCACUGUUCGAGACUUUGAAGAUUUAAUUGAUUUAGGAAUGUCUUUCGGGUUGGUGUUACCUUCACUUUCCUUAUUGAAACGUUUGAAAGAGCGAAUUGGUUGGAUCGAGACAUACGAAACUAUUGUCAGUGGUGGUGACCCAUUUGCUUCGAAAGUUGACCAUUACACUCUUGAGCAUCUAGUGGAGUUUGCUGCUUUGGGACUUAAAGUUCUCGGAAGCAACGAUCGUCCAAUGCUAGCAAUGGUACACCAGAUCAUAAACUCCAGCAAGGAGUACUCAAAUGGUGUGGCUAAAAUUAUCUCAGUUGAAUAUGCCGACGAGGUUGACUUGCAGAAACUUGACUCGAUCAUCAAUGAUGUGGAAGCAAGAUCACGAACUAAGAAUGAAGAAAGACUUAUUGCUAGUGCUGAAGUUUACAAGCAAUUGAUUGAACUUCGAAAUCACAGUAGCAUGCUUGAAAAAUUCAAAGAGGUGCUGAAUGGCAUGAAAGAUGGCAUUGCUUAUCAGUAUCAGCAAGCGAAACAUAUUCAAAAGCAGAUUGAAGGUUCUGGCUUGAAGUUCAAGUGCACCAUUAUCGCAGACAGCUUGAGUCGGUGCGACGAGUGGAUUUCGUCUCUAUAUCAAUACCUCGAGAAGGUGGAAUACCCUAGUGCCUUUCAUCCGGAAACACCCAACGAUGUUAACGUUAAAUUGACACUCCAUUCGGGACUCAUUAAGACAUGUUGCAAAAUUCACGCCAAGUGCAAAAUGAGCUUUGAUAUGGAAUCUGACAACUACUUGAAGAGUUCGUCGUACCAAUUCUUCCGUGGUGACGACGAAGAUAAAACAGGGGAAACUGCUGAACUUGAUACUUCUCUUCCUGAGACUUCACUUCUAGAACCAAAUGAACCCUCCAAACCUGCCAUAUAUUGCUUGUGUCGAGAGGCUGAGUUUGGCGAUAUGAUCGAAUGUGACGCUUGUAAGGAAUGGUACCACACAGGCUGUGUCAACGAAACCGAUGAGAUGGACGACGAUUCCAAAUAUUUGUGUCCGAUGUGUGCAGCGGUCGAAGGAAUUCUGCAAAGCAUUACCAUCAAGCUGGCUAGAAUGCUGGAACUUGAAGAUUUUUUGAAUACAGCAAAUGGACUAAAAGCCGUUCCUCCCAACGAGCUUCGUUCACUUCAAGCUCUCGUUGACCUUACCAAGAACCUGAGAGAAACAUUUGAACAUUUCUUGAAAACCUCUGAAAAGUACGGAAAAAACGAAAGAUUGGGUCGUCUUCGAUUUAUCUUGCGCAAGGUAUAUGGUGCUCCAGUAUUUGCUGAGGAUGUUUAUGUGAAAGUGGUGGACGAAGUGAGGAAGUUACAGAGUGAGAUCAGCCCUCAAGUAACCAUUGCAACAGAGUCUAAUACAAAGCAACAUCUGGAAAAAGUCCACUACGAGCUGAAGUCAUUGGAUAGCGAAGAUAAGAAUAAUCUGGUUUCUUUGACAGAUGCACUUCCAGCUCAAAUACCACUGCAAAAAAGUAUCGAACUAGAUGUUUCCGAUACCCAGAAUUUUUCAUCUUUGAACACACCUUAUUUGGCUGCUCUGGUCCCUAAUUCAGGUUCUGAGUCGGUUGUAUCUUCUCAGGUAAUGGGGACCGAGACGUCCAGUAUGGGACAUUCAAGUGGAGUUUUUGAGAAGAAUACCGAAGGGUACUCGAAUGGUAAUUGGUCCGACUCGAAUGAAUUUGAGCCACCAACUUCAGAGCUGUCUAGUCUUAAGGUCGCAAAUGUUGAGAGCCAGAACCAGGAUCCGACUAGUCAAGAUGUUGAUCUUGGUAACAUUACCGCCAACAAAGAGAUGAAUAUCGAUGAGAAGUUACUCAUUAAAGAAUCUCACCUGAGCACGGAGAAUGUCCAGGAAGCACAAAAGUGUGUAAAGUUGAACGGGAUAAACGCUCAUGAUUCGGAUAAUCUUGAAAGAAACCAAGAAAGCCAAAAUACACUGAACAAGUCUCUUGACACAAAUAAUACCCAAGACACAAUUCCAAUCACAACGGAAAAUUCCAUUGAGCAGAAAAUGGUAGAUGCAUUGGCACCCGUCUUGGGCAAGGAGGCCAGAUUAGAGUAA
Meyerozyma guilliermondii ATCC 6260 is the source of this 5136-nucleotide messenger RNA. RefSeq lists its product as uncharacterized. The transcript has a single exon. Lineage: Eukaryota; Fungi; Ascomycota; Pichiomycetes; Serinales; Debaryomycetaceae. Gene Ontology annotation, cellular component: nucleus. Gene Ontology annotation, molecular function: DNA binding; histone demethylase activity. Bases 1 to 5136 code for a protein of 1711 amino acids. The record is from RefSeq and is a predicted model, not a curated record. Gene Ontology annotation, biological process: chromatin remodeling.